Messenger RNA from Astrephomene gubernaculifera, 1533 nucleotides. Lineage: Eukaryota; Viridiplantae; Chlorophyta; Chlorophyceae; Chlamydomonadales; Astrephomenaceae. The record is from the annotation of a GenBank genome assembly.
CAACACUCGUAGUUAUUGCAGUAGGCCAGCUGAUCUUAUAGCCUAUCUAACAUCGGUCGGCAUUUGCUUCCCCGUUCGACGCCGGCCGGUGUUGCAGUCUUGCAGAAACAGCACGCGUUAAAUUACUCUUAGCCGGACUGCUUAUUAUAAUGGGGCGCAUUUCAAUCCUUUAUUGGCUGUUGUUAGUAGCGUCGGCUUCGAGUGCGCUAGCCGUGGCGGAUGUUAACGACCAAGCGGACAUCCCCAAGCCACCAGUCUUUCCGGACGUCUUUCACUUGAAGUACACGUUCUCCAUGCCUCAUUUCUACCUUACCCAACCAAACGGGCUCAGUUACUCUGUCUCAGUAUGGUACGACGGUCCAAACAACCGCCGGCGGGUGGAUGCGUACGAUGGAGAGGAUUCAUGUGUCACUGUGGGGGGCUAUGACUACACCGUCAUUCCGCGCAUUGAUCGGCUGGACUGUGACGUGUGGGGCGAGCCGGACAGGGAGGUCUACUCGCCGCUACCGGACUUGUGGCGUUGGGAUUACGGUGGCACGGUCCAAUUGUACGACGGAGCUGAUGCUGCAGCCAACGGUAAUAACGGUAACAGCAACGGCAAUGGCGACAGUGUUGGAUCUGCAACUGCAACUGCCACUGCUGCUGCCACUGCUACUGCCGGCAGUCGUCGUGCUACCACCGCCAACAUUUGGCAGCGACAGAUCAAGGAGGGUGACAAGGUGUCACAGUAUACCUUUUACGUCAGCCCCGAGGGGGUGCCGUUGAGGCUAAACAUGAUCGGAGUCAACUACCUAACGAACGCGCACUUUGACGAGUACGUGUACGACUUCACGCAUUUCCAAAACUCCCUGCCCAACGACAACAGCAACAACAGCAGCACCGCUUCUUCCUCCUCCAAUGUAUUUGACAUCCCACCCAUAUGCCAAGACAAGCUAGCAACAGAAGCCGCUAAGCAACGGCAGCAGCAGGGGCAGGUGCAGCAGCAGGGGCAGGUGCAGCAGCAGGAGCAGGAGCAGCAGCAGGAGCAGGAGCAGGGACAGGUGCAGCAGCAGGGACAGGUGCAGCAGCAGGGGCAGGGGCAGCAGCAGGGGCAGGUGCAGCAGCAGGGGCAGGUGCAGCAGCAGGAGCAGGAGCAGCAGCAGGAGCAGGAGCAGGGACAGGUGCAGCAGCAGGGGCAGGGGCAGCAGCAGGAGCAGCAGCAGGGACAGGUGCAGCAGCAGCAGGGGCAGGAAGGGCAGCAGCUGCCACGGCGGCAGCACCCUGCAGCGUGGCAGCUGGCAGCCGUACUGCCCGACAUACGAGCAUACGACCACGCGCACGCUUACAAUCUCUGGUCUCGCGCACACGGCCGCAUCCAUGCCGAUGCGGAGGAGUACGACAGCCGCCUGGAGCGCUUCCGAGAUGUCGUACAACGGAUCCAGUCCCACAACUCCCAGCCCAGCCGCAGCUUCUCCAUGCGCGUUAACGCCUGGGCCGACUGGCAUCCGCAAGAGUGGCAGGACGCACACCUACCGAACAGGCAACUGACGGGGG